UAGAAAACCAACCACUUUUCACUUUGCUGCAUUCUUGAAUUUCUCCCCUUUCUUUAAUCCCACAACCGAAAACUGGAAUCUUUUUUGUUUCUAACCAAUGAUGAGCUUGUGAGGAAGAAGAUGGCAAUGGAGGUGAGCUGCAGCACCAUUUGGGACACUAUUUUGGUGCAAACUAAGGUGGCCCAAGACAAGGGCAGUGACCCAUUGCUGUGGUCAAUCCAAAUCUCCUCCAAUUUGAGCUCUGCUGGAAUCACUCUGCCUUGUGUUGAAUUGGCCAACCAUUUGGUUUCUCACAUUUGUUGGGAAAACAAUGUGCCCAUUGCUUGGAAAUUCUUGGAGAAGGCAUUAGCUCUCAAGAUUGUGCCUCCCUUUCUUGUUCUUGGAUUGCUUUCGCAAAGAGUGAUCCCGUAUCGAGGUUCUUGUCCAGCAGCGUUUAGGUUAUACCUGGAACUCAUCAAACGGCAUGCUUUUUCCCUGAAAGAGUACACAGAUUUGCCAAACUAUGAGAAGACCAUGUUUUCACUGGACGAAAUCCUCCAGUUAUCUCACCUAUUUGGCUUGCAAGCGAAUGAAGCUAGUGUGCUGCUGGUUCUCUUCAUCUUCUCUAUCGUUUGGCAGUUGGUUGACGCAGCAUUGGAUGAUGAAGGGCUGCUUCAGCUUGCGGAGAUGGAGCCUCGGUGGCCUGUCAAACCUCAAGAUAUGGAAGUUGAUAAUGUCCCCGGCAUUUUUGAAGGGAAGAGGAAAGAAUAUAAUGAGAGACUGAGAGCUGUUAAUACUGUCUUUGCCAUCGAGUUAUUGGGGGAGUUCUUACAAAAUAAAAUAACUUCAAGGAUUCUUCACUUGGCUGGCCAAAACAUGUGUACACAUUGGAAAAACUUCACUCAGCGAAUGGAACUUCUUGUUGAAAACUCCUCAUUUCUGAGAAACUCGAAAACCAUUAGACCCGAAGCUCUACUUCAGUUUCUAUCAGACACUCAAAGAAGCAACCAUCAUCACUUCAAGCCAAGCUUAGUGCAGGAGUUCCAUCCUACGUUACAAUCCAGACCUCUCAUUAACUAUGCUGGCCUCUGUCUUGGAACUAGCCGGUCUGCUCUCUGGCUUCCUCUCGACAUGCUUCUAGAAGAUGCAAUGGAUGGUUCACAAGUGAACGCUACAAGUGCCGUAGAAAUCAUCACAGGUUUGGUUAAAUCUCUUCAAGCAACUAAUGCGGCCUCUUGGGAUGAGAUCUUUCUCGGACUUUGGAUGGCUGCUCUUCGCCUUGUUCAGAGAGAGAGGGAUCCCAUUGAGGGGCCGGUGCCUCGACUGGAUACUCGUCUGAGCAUGUUGCUGUCAAUCACAACUCUCAUAGUUGCUGAUCUUGUCGGGGAAGAGGAAAGUGCAGCCAUGGAUGAGAUCGGAUAUGGUUUUGGAGCCGAGCAUCACGUCCCUGGGAAACGAAGAAAGGAUUUGAUAUUUAGUCUCCAGAAUCUACAGGAUUAUCAGAGCUUGCUCACACCACCACAGUCAGUCAUACUUUCUGCUAAUCAGGCUGCUGCUAAAGCCAUGCUGUUCGUUUCUGGCAUUAAUGCCAGUGCAUACUUCGAGUGCAUCAGCACAAUGGACAUGCCGGUUAACUGCUCUGGAAGCCUUUACCAUUUAAUUGUUGAGUCAUGUAUAGCUAGAAAUCUCUUGGACACAUCUGCCUAUUUGUGGCCCGGUUAUGUAAAUGGUCGCAUCAACCAGUUACCGCGCAAUGUACCAACUCAAGUUGGGUGGUCAUCAUUUAUGAAAGGGGCGCCUCUCACUCCCAUGAUGAUCAGUGCUUUAGUCUCUACGCCUGCUUCAAGCUUUGCAGAGAUUGAAAAAAUCUUCGAGAUAGCAACCAAAGGAUCAAGUGAUGAAAGGACAGCUGCUGCUUCUGUUCUUUGUGGGGCCUCGUUGAUUCGUGGAUGGAGCAUUCAGGAGCACAUUCUUUAUUUUAUAACUAGAUUACUAUCUCCUCCGGUUCCUGUCGACUAUUCUGGGAGCGAAAGCCACUUGAUAGCCUGUGCUCCCAUGCUCAAUAUUCUCCUUGUUGGAAUCUCACCAGUUGACUGUGUUCAGAUUUUCUCCAUUCAUGGCUUGGUUCCGGAGCUUGCUGGUUCAUUGAUGACAAUAUGUGAGGUCUUCGGUUCAUGCGUGCCGAACAUCUCAUGGACCCUGACCACUGGAGAAGAAAUAUCAGCACAUGUCGUUUUUUCAAAUGCAUUUGCCCUUCUUCUAAAGCUGUGGAGAUUUAAUCAUCCUCCCAUUGAGUAUGGAGUAGGAGACGUGCCUCCGGUAGGAUCCCAGCUCACUCCCGAAUACCUGUUACUGGUACGGAAUUCGUACCUAGUAUCAUCCGGUAACUUACUCAAGGAUCCAAACCGGAGGAGGCUUGCUCAGGUAGCAAGUUCUACAUCAUCCAAACCCAUAUUUGUGGACUCGUUCCCCAAACUAAAAGUGUGGUAUAGACAGCAUUUGUCUUGCAUAGCUUCUCCUCUCACCGGCCUCGUCAAUGGGACUCCUGUUCUUCACACUGUUGAUACACUACUGAACAUGAUGUUCCGAAAUAUAAACAGAGGAAACCAAACCGUGACAAUUGUCUCAUCCGGAAGUAGCAGCUCGUCCGGACCGGGAAGCGAGGAUGGUUAUCUGAGGCCUAAGUUACCUGCAUGGGAUAUACUCGAAGCUGUCCCCUUCGUGGCUGAUGCUGCUCUAACUGCGUGUGCUCAUGGAAGAUUGUCGCCUCGCGAACUCUGCACAGGGCUGAAAGAUUUGGCUGAUUAUCUUCCGGCAACUUUGGCUACCAUCGUGAGUUACUUCUCGGCUGAAGUGACUCGAGGAGUAUGGAAGACGGUUUUCAUGAACGGAACAGAUUGGCCGAGUCCGGCUGCUAAUCUCUCCAAUGUCGAGGAACAGAUCAAGAAAAUAUUAGCAGCCACCGGAGUCGAUAUCCCAAGUCUUGCUGCAGGAGGAAGUUCUCCGGCUGCACUUCCAUUGCCUCUGGCGGCAUUCGUGAGCCUCACCAUAACCUACAAGCUCGAUAAAGCCUCCCAGCGUUUUCUGGAUCUGGCCGGACCAGCUCUAGAGUCCCUUGCUGCAGGCUGCCCAUGGCCAUGCAUGCCGAUAGUUGCAUCUUUGUGGACUCAAAAGGCAAAGCGUUGGAGUGACUUCCUCGUCUUCUCUGCUUCUCGAACUGUCUUCCUGCACAGCAAUGACGCUGUUGUUCAGCUCCUUCGGAGCUGCUUCAGUGCCAUCCUUGGAUUCAACAGCAGCUGCAGCAUCUCAAGCAAUGGUGGGAUCGGAGCUCUUCUAGGCCAUGGAUUCGGGUCUCAUUUCAAUGGCGGGAUCUCUGCUGUCGCCCCGGGGAUCUUGUAUCUGAGAGUUCACCGCUCGAUCAGAGAUAUCAUGUUCUUGAGGGAGGAGAUAGUUUCGUUGCUCAUGCAAACUGUGCAAGACAUAGUCCACGGGGGCCUCCCGGGAAGGCCUAACAGCGGGAAGAACCAUGGCGGGGGUUCUUCUCUCGCUGCAGUGUUAACGAAGGUGAAGCUAGCAGCAUCGCUCGGGGCUUCUGUCGUGUUCUUAACCGGGGGGCUGGGGCUCGUGCAGUCGUUAAUCAAGGAAACUCUUCCAUCUUGGUUCAUGUCAAUGAACCAAGGAGGAGAGAGGGGUGGAAUGCUCCCGAUGCUCCGAGGCUACGCGCUGGCAUAUCUUGCUGCGCUGUCGGGAGCUUUCAUCUGGGGCGUCGACUCAUCAGCAUCAUCAGCAGCUUCAAAACGGCGGCCCAAGAUCCUCGGGUGUCACAUGGAGUUCGUGGCAAGUGCGCUAGACGGGAAGAUUUCACUGGGGUGUGAUCGAGCUACUUGGCGCGCUUAUGUGUCGGGAUUCCUGAGCUUGGUGGUGCGGUGCAUGCCUACGUGGAUACAGGACUUGGACGUCGAGCUGCUGAGGAGGCUGUCGAAGGGUCUGAGGCGGUGGCACGAGGCCGAGCUGGCCCUCGCUCUGCUCGGAGCUGGUGGAGUUGGGGUCAUGGGCUCAGCAGCUGAGCUAGUUGUGGAGAGUGAGUUGUAACUUCUGUUUUCUAACUUCGGAAAUUUUGUAGAUCAAUUUGAAUGAUUUGUACAGGAGAUAAGUAGUUACUAAUUUUAACAGAAACGUGUGUACAAAGUAGACAAGGAAGGUUUAUCAUUUCAAAUGUUGCAAUUUCAUAACGACCA
Molecule: messenger RNA, 4217 nt
Organism: Salvia hispanica
Lineage: Eukaryota; Viridiplantae; Streptophyta; Magnoliopsida; Lamiales; Lamiaceae
Product: mediator of RNA polymerase II transcription subunit 33A-like
Biological process (GO): regulation of phenylpropanoid metabolic process
Cellular component (GO): mediator complex
Source: RefSeq, a predicted model, not a curated record